AUGUCAGAGACGACCGAAUCCGAAGAAAUUCCAGUCUUUACUGAUGGAAGUCCAGAUUUGAUAGAAAAACUUGAUGACUUAAAAAGCCUUGGCGAGCUGAAAAUUGAAACUCCUGAGCCGCAGAAAUCGGUGGAAAAUGAAGUCGAAUCAUCAGAAAACCCAAUUGAACCGGAAGUUGCCGAAAUUGCGAGGCAGGAAAGUUUGAAGGAUGAAGCAGCGAGUACGACUGGCAGCGAAUCUAAUUUAGUCCAAAGUCACAGGUCCUCGCUACCUUCUCUUUCUGGGAUUCUUUCAACUUUCUCCGGUCGCGGUGAUUUCUGGUCGACAUCGUCGACUUCGCCUCAAGUUGAAAAGUCUGAUGGACCAGAUUAUCUUGGACAGCGUAGAAAUCUUUCCCUUGUUGCAAAAAUUGCUACUCGUGCGUUAAUUGACCCCUGUCUGGAAAAGUCGAUUAUCAUCGAGGAAAAUUACCCGCCAUUAGUCCAAUUUUUAACGGUUUUGGAACAAGUAUUACUUCAUGGCUGGAAGCAGAAGAUCUCGAUGUUCAAUAGAAAUAAAUCAUUCUGGGCAGCUUUUGACCACAAAGAAAUGGAAUCAGCUGUUCCAGAGCUCAAGGAUACGAAUAAAACCGUCAAAGACUUGCCGGGAAUCAAGACUGGCCUCGGACGAGCACGAGCUUUUCUCCGUCUUGCAUUGAUGCAGAAGAAGCUUCCAGACUAUCUCGAUGCUCUCCAGGCGAGCGACUCAAGCUUUCGUGCGGAUUUCUGGGAAGAUUGGGCUCUUCUAAGGCACGACGAAGCGCCGGAGAUCUUCGGUCAUAUGCAGGGACUGUCAAUCGUCGAAGCCAAUUUGGACCUGAAGGGCGUCAAUUUAGAUGGACAAGUUGGCGUGAUUGACUUCUCUCUCGUUGCCGCUGUUACUGAUGCAAGUUCAAAUGCGAAUACCAAUCAAUUAGAGAAAGAAAACAAAAGACUUUUGGACCAAAAGUCAUUCCUUGAAGAGCGCAACAGACAAUUAGAAGACCGGCUCAAGCUGCGAUCGGAUAAAUUGGACGUCACCGAUGAGACGAAAAACAAUCUUGAAAGCGAGCUAAAAGCUGCGAAAAUAACAAUUUCUAACCUUCAAGAAGAAUUAGCUUCUGUCAAACUUGGUGCUGAAUCAGAUUCGAAAGCUUUGAAUGAAAGUUUUGCCGUUCAAAAAAGCGGAUUCAAGGCAAAAACAGAAGAGCUAAGUGGCGAAAUCGACGAUUUCAAGAAGAGAUAUUCAGUUCUUGAAAACCAAAUGAAACUGGAGACGCAAGAACGACUCGAACUUGAGAAGAUGCUUGAAAACGAAAUAAAAAACAAGCAACAGCUAGAGUUGGGCAUUCGUAUGCUGGAACGAGACGCUUACGAAAAGCAAGAUACUCUUGAGCAAUUGCAAAAACAGCUCGAGGAUACUCGUUCUAUCAACCAGCGAUUGUUUGACGAAGUUCGCGAGAAAAACGACAAAGAACGGGAGCGUCUUCGCAAACUUGAAGAGUCAAAGGCAGCCAUUUCCGCUCUAAGAUCAGAAAACGAAAACAUUUUUACUGAACACGAGAAGCUGAAGAUCCAGGAAGCUGAUGCGUCUGACAUGAAACUUCGACUUGAGUCUGAAAUCGACGAUAUGAUAGUUCAACUUCUAAAAUACGAAUCAGAUCUAAAUCAAGAAACUGACCGACGGAAGAUCGCUGAAAACGAAGCUAAAGCUGCUAAAAUGGUGGCAGAGAAUCUGUUGAAGGAAUCCCAAAAGUUUAUAACGCGUGGACUAAGUUGA
This is a messenger RNA of Oikopleura dioica, 1797 nucleotides long. The record is from the annotation of a GenBank genome assembly. NCBI's taxonomy places the organism in Eukaryota, Metazoa, Chordata, Appendicularia, Copelata, Oikopleuridae.